Messenger RNA from Electrophorus electricus (electric eel), 2230 nucleotides. RefSeq names its product beta-1,4-galactosyltransferase 1-like. Gene Ontology annotation, molecular function: cytoskeletal protein binding; beta-N-acetylglucosaminylglycopeptide beta-1,4-galactosyltransferase activity. The record is from RefSeq and is a predicted model, not a curated record. Gene Ontology annotation, biological process: carbohydrate metabolic process; protein N-linked glycosylation. Lineage: Eukaryota; Metazoa; Chordata; Actinopteri; Gymnotiformes; Gymnotidae. Gene Ontology annotation, cellular component: Golgi apparatus.
UUACUCUUUCUGUAAUAGGAAAUUCAUGGAAAAAUUCAGUCAUUUUGGUCUUUUCAGUAAAACCUACACUGUCAUAGUGGUACUGGGAGUGCUGCAAAUCUCAGUGAUGCUAUUUUACUACUUGAGAAACUACAGCGCUGGCGGGUAUGCGCUGAGCGGGCAAAUCGCUGAAGUGACGGAAGAAGCGAACGGUGUUGAAGCAUUUAAAACGCUGGAGAAUUGUCCCGAGACGUCCCCGCUCUUAGUGGGUCCGUUGCAUGUGGAGUUCUCUGAUCCGGUGGAUCUGGAGCAGAUCAGACAGGAGCUCCUGCUGGUGGACCGGGGACACUACAAACCGCCCCAGUGUCUGUCUGUCCAGAAAGUGGCCGUCAUUAUCCCUUACAGACACAGGGAGCAGCACCUCAAAUACUGGCUGUACUAUCUUCAUCCCAUUUUGCAGAGACAACAGCUGGAAUAUGGGGUCUACGUCAUUGAGCAGGAUGGCGAGGACACGUUUAACCGGGCGAAGCUGUUAAAUGUUGGCUAUGCUGAGGCUCUGAAUGACUACAACUAUGACUGCUUUGUCUUCAGCGACGUCGACAUUGUCCCGAUGGAUGACCGCAACACAUACCGCUGCCAUGACCAACCACGGCACCUCGCCGUCGCCUUGGACAAGUUCGGCUUCAGGCUACCAUAUAAUCAGAUUUUUGGUGGCAUCUCUGCGAUGAGUAAAGACCAGUACCUGAAGAUCAACGGCUUCCCCAACAACUACUGGGGCUGGGGGGGGGAGGAUGAUGAUAUCUCCAACCGGUUGUCGAUUAGAGGAAUGUCCAUAUCACGGCCUAAUGUCAUGAUUGGCAAAUGCAAGAUGAUUCAUCACGAAAGAGAUAAGCUGAACCCUCCUAACCCUCAGAGGUUUGAAAAAAUUGCCCACACGAGAGAAACAAUGGACACUGACGGCAUCAACUCUCUGACAUACAAUGUGGUGAAAGUGGAGAAAGACCAACUCUUCACCAAAAUCACCGUGGACAUUGGCAAACCCUGAGCCUCAUACUCUCUUAAAGUGCUUAACCUCUUGGACCUCCAGCUGUCUUUUAAGGUUUAGGAGAGGUGAGCAGGUGUGCAAAUGCAGAGGACCAGUGAACUGGGCAGUACUGGGCAGUACUGGGCAUCUGCAGGACUGGGAGAGACUGGCAAACCUUAGAUGGGUAUUUCUUAAAUAUUACAUGCUUAUCUGUUGGCUAGUGGUUCUUGCGAGUGGGAAUCUCAGAGAAAUAUUUAUAUACAUAUUCUACAUAGGUUUUCAUGUUCCACUGUGAAAUUGAAUAUAUAUAUAUAAAACUAUGCUGGUAGACUUUAGACACAGUUACACUAAGUUAUAAUUAAUGAAAUAAUGAUGUUUUAUACUAUUCAUUUGUAAUAUUCUGAGGAGUACAAAUUUUCAAAAUCAUUUUUUCAUGGGGAAAAUGUCUAGGUUUUGUGGAAAAUAAAUGUUCUAAUAAUUUGAUUGGUGGAGUAAAAAUCAUUCAUUCAUUCUUAUUUAUGUGCCGUCAUUCUUUUAAUGAGCAAAUCUGAAGCAGUGUGAUUUCGUUAAACACCUCCUUGAAGGAAAACCAGGUAGAAAAAAAUCUGUCAGAACAGUGAGAAGUGAUCUUUCAUCUAUCAAACCUUCAUCUAUUGAUCUUUCAUUCACUUAUCCAGCUGGUCAUUCUUAUCAUUUGUUUCAUGGCUACACACUCUACACUUUUGCCUGUUCUUUUAAAUCUAUUAUUGCUCCACUUUUCACGAAUCUACUUUCUUUUUUUUUUUUUUUAAUCAAACAGAAAUCUUUGAGUCUGAGAGGUUAGAAUCUCCUGCAUCUGAUAUCUCCUCCUACUACUGUAAACCAGCCAUGUCAUUGUUUCAGAUGAAGAAGCUACUCCCUUGACCCAGAAUCCCUGGACUAUAGAACUGUGACUCAUCACAUCUCCCACUCUGACCACCACAUAAACCAUUAGAAAGGGCUACAGAAAUUUACAUUUACAUUUGGCAGACGCUCUUAUCCAGAGUGACUUACAAAAGUGCUUUGUCAUUUACUUACAGAAUGUAUCCUAGCCAGUCCAGUAGUUUAGAGUCCAAGAUGCCAAUUAACUAAAAUACUGUGGAAAUACAGGGAUCAAUGCUGAUACUUAGAAGUGCAAAACAUUACUUUUUUGGUAGUUACAGUGGUUGGGGUUUACAGUUACAUUAUUUAGGUGAUGCUUUUAUCCAA